AACUGCACCUUCUCCAUUGUCUUGAAGUCCACCCCGGUGAAGACAUUUCCUAGAAAAGGCACAGACAGAGGUCCAGGGGGGAACUUGGGGGGCGCCCAGGUUUUAACAAUGUCAAUUAAAAGCAGUAAAACAAAACCAAACACCAGCCAACUGUUAAAGUCCAUGCGGUCGAAAAGAGCCUGAAAUAUCAUGAUGGAUGAAGAUGAUAAAAUAAAAAAUAAAAAAAUCUGCUAUUUUGGAAAAAGUUUGCUUCCUACUGCAAAGCUGCAGAGCGCUGAAGCAAAUGGGAAACGAGGGGAAAGGAGCAGGAGAAAGACCUGAACAAGUGUUGCAUAACUGCCAGGCCCAUGGGACCCUUGGAAUGGAAAAACAAGGCUGGAAUUGGAAGGCUGCCAAAUGGCUCCUCCUAUACAUACAGCGCUUUAGAAAGAAUCAAAGAUUGUUGGACAUUAACUAAAACUGACACUAAUACACUGCUAGUUCCCUUCAACUUGUGGAGAAAUUAAUAAUUAAAGGAACAAAACAAUGUAAAAAAAGAAAAAAAGAAACAAGAUGCUUUUAUUUUGAAAGGCCGACAGACAGGCAGACUGAGUAUUUAUCUGCAGAUCGCAGCUAAACUCGCUCAGUCGCGACCAACUAUGGAGGCGAUUUAUGCCGUUUUGGGCUUGGAGUGGCUCGACUGCACAAGUGUGCUGCUUUUCUUGUUUGUCUUCCUGCUGUUGAGCGAUGUUCUGACGAACAGAAAACCGAAGAACUUUCCUCCCGGCCCGCAUUCUCUGCCUCUUAUAGGAGAUCUGCAUCGCAUCAAACCCGCCAUACUUCAUCUGCAGGUCAAAGAGUUUGCAGCAAAAUAUGGAAAUGUUUUCAGCCUUAAUAUUUUUGGUGGAAAAACUGUGGUCCUGAAUGGGUCCAAGCUCUUGAAAGAGGCCCUGAUCCAGCAAGGAGAUGACUUUGUAGAUCGCCCUGAAAUCCCUCUUUUUUCGGAAUUAACAGAAAACAGAGGUAUUGUGAUGUCAAAUGGAAACCAAUGGAAACAUCAGAGGAGAUUUGCUCUUCAUACACUCAGAAACUUCGGUCUGGGGAAGAAAACAAUGGAGAAAUAUAUUCAGGAGGAAUGUCACUAUGUCACCCAAGCUUUUGCCGAUCAUCAAGGGAAGCCUUUUGAUGCUCAGCCACUGUUAAACAGUGCUGUCUCCAACAUCAUCUGCUGUUUGGUGUUUGGGGAACGGUUUGAGUACUCUGAUGAGGAGUAUAAGCAAAUUCUUCAGGACCUUAACGAGGCUGUGAAACUGCAGGGAAGCUUCGCCGCACUGGCAUACAACAUAUGUCCCUGGCUGAUGAAGAGGUUUCCUGGACCUCUUCAGAAACUAUUUGCUGUGGUAGAGAAGUUAAUGGACUUUGUUAAAGUCAAGAUUGAAGAACACAAAGAAAAACUUGACCCCUCUUCUCCAAAAGACUACAUCGACUCUUUUCUCAUUGAGAUGGAGAAGAAUCAAGACGAAGACGCUGGGUUUGAUAUCAAAAAUCUUUGCGCAUGCUCAUUAGACCUGUUCGGAGCUGGAAGUGAAACAACAACCACCACAUUAUACUGGGGACUACUAUUCAUGAUCCAUAAUCCCGAAAUACAAGAGAAGGUCCAGGCUGAGAUCGACGCUGUGAUUGGUUCCUCCAGACAACCGUCCAUGGCUGAUAAAGAAAACAUGCCCUACACUGAAGCAGUCAUCCAUGAGAUCCAGAGAAUGGGAGACAUCGUCCCCAUUGGUGUUGCCCGCGUGGCCAGCAGAGACACCACCUUGAAUAACUACACCAUUCCCAAGGGCACCAUGAUAAUGCCUGCACUUCACACGGUCCUCUCUGAUGAGUCUGUGUGGGAGACGCCACACACCUUCAACCCACAGCACUUUCUGAACCCGGAUGGUACCUUCAGGAAAAGAGAGGCCUUCUUUCCUUUUGGUGCAGGUAAACGUGUGUGUCUCGGGGAGCAGCUGGCCAGGAUGGAGUUAUUCCUGUUUUUCACCUCCUUCCUUCAGAGGUUUAAGUUUUCUGGAGCCGGAGGAGAACUACCCCCUCUGGAGGGCCGGAUGGGAACCAUUCGAGCUCCAAAAUAUUACAAUCUCUGUGCCGUCCCUCGCUAAACCAUGAAACAUCCGAAAGUUACCCCAAGAAAAAGAACAGAGUUCAAAAUCAGUGUGAAGAUUUCAGUAAAAUAUUAUUUGAAGUCAUAUGUUAAUUAAACUUUAUAAAUCUUUAUAUAAAGAUAUUUGUUAUUUCUCAAUUUUGCAAUCGUCCUAUGACAAAAUCUAUGUAAAUGGUCAAUUAUGCUUCCAUUACUCUGAAGCACAUUGAAUGGAAUAGAAGAUGAAAUAAAUAAAUAAAAUAAUAAAUUAAGAUAUUCGUUGCAGACAGAUGUUUAGAGAGUGUCUCAAAGAUCCACAAAGCAACAAAUCCUUAGAAAAGAUUUCUAGAUAAACAAAUUAGCAAAAAAGAGAAAGGAUUGAUCUAUGUUCUGAAAAAAAUAUUCUUGUAUUUUACCUAAAUUUUUGCUCGUAAACCCACAGAUGUUUAGGUUUCAAUGUACUUUUAUUCACUUAGGUCUUCCAAAAAAAUGAUACCUUUUUAUACUUAACAAAAAAUUUUGAUUUAAAAAUGUUUUAACCAAUAUGUAAUUUUUCUAAAAUCCUUCCUAAAGAUAAAGAAUUUCAGAUGAUACUUAAACAGGCUUGACACUUUUCUUUCUAUUAUCAUUUUUACUGAUUGUAAUGUAUGGUCUGUGCUGUCUCAAUUUUGUUUUGAAAAACACAAUGUUAAAAUAUAAAAGGGGUUUCCAGGAGGGUUACCUGAAGCAGUGACAAAAAUACUACUAUAAAGUAUUAUCAUGAGUCAGUGUUUUAGCUAAUUGUUUUAACCUUCGUCAUGUAAUGAGUUGGUUCAGAAGCUUCCUCCAUAAACACCGUCAGCACUGAAUCCCUCUACUAUAUUAUCUCAAGUAUUAGUCUUGACCUAAAAGCAUUGCUCAAAUUAUCCACUUGUUUUGUUUUUUUUUUUUUUAAUUUUGAGUUCAUCUCUUAUAAACUCCAUUGGAUUCCAUGUAUUUGUAUUUUGUAUUAUUGUAUUUCUUCCUAUGAUUCAUCAUAAUAUAACAGGUUUCUUUACUUUUCUCUUUCCCAUUUACAUGUUUUGCACGAAAAACUAGAUAUGCUAAAUAUAAAACAUAUCAUGGAUAAUAAAAAUGCAGAGUUAAUACAAAA
Messenger RNA from Oryzias melastigma (Indian medaka), 3248 nucleotides. Its product is annotated as cytochrome P450 2J2. NCBI's taxonomy places the organism in Eukaryota, Metazoa, Chordata, Actinopteri, Beloniformes, Adrianichthyidae. The coding region runs from base 639 to 2135 and encodes 498 amino acids. The record is from RefSeq and is a predicted model, not a curated record. Gene Ontology annotation, molecular function: iron ion binding; heme binding; oxidoreductase activity, acting on paired donors, with incorporation or reduction of molecular oxygen, reduced flavin or flavoprotein as one donor, and incorporation of one atom of oxygen. Gene Ontology annotation, biological process: xenobiotic metabolic process. The transcript is spliced from 9 exons. Gene Ontology annotation, cellular component: intracellular membrane-bounded organelle; cytoplasm.